CGGGGAAGGACCGGAACUCCGGGCGAGUGGUUUGUUGAUAAUAUGGCGGCCGGAGCUGCCUGGGAAUCCCGAGGAGGUGGUGGGGCCGACACCCGGAAGAAGGGUCUCAUUUCGGGCUAGUGCGGCGGCUCCUGUGAACCCGGAAGUCCGGGCCAACUGCUGAAUGAGGGGAACCGGGCCCUCUCCGCGACAGUCCCCCCGCGCCCUCCGCCCGGACCCGGGCCCCGCCAUGUCCUUCUUCCGAUGGAAAGUGAAAGGCAAAGAAGAAGAGAAGACCUCAGAUGUCAAGUCCAUUAAAGCUUCCAUAGCUGUACAUUCCCCACAAAAAAGUACUAAAAAUCAUGCCUUGCUGGAGGCUGCAGGACCAAGUCAUGUUGCAAUCAAUGCCAUUUCUGCCAACAUGGACUCCUUUUCAAGCAGCAGGACAGCAACACUUAAGAAGCAGCCAAGCCACAUGGAGGCUGCUCACUUUGGGGACCUGGGCAGAUCUUGUCUGGACUACCAGACUCAAGAGACCAAAUCAAGUCUUUCAAAAACCCUUGAUCAAGUCUUGCAUGACACUGUUGUCCUCCCAUAUUUCAUUCAAUUCAUGGAACUUCGAAGAAUGGAACAUUUGGUUAAAUUUUGGGUAGAGGCUGAGAGUUUUCACUCUACAACUUGGUCCCGAAUAAGAGCACACAGUCUGAACACAGUGAAGCAGAGCUCACUGGCUGAGCCUGUCUCUCCAUCUAAAAAGCACGGAACUUCAGCAUCUUUUACAACUGAGUCCCUUGACAAGAGGUUGGAAGAUUCUUGUGCAGCUCAAUUGCUUAUGACUCAGUCAGAAGCAAUCAACCUGAAUAAUAGAACUAACAGCAGUCACAAUCACUUGCUGCUUUCCCAAGAAUGUGACAGUACCUAUUCUUUCCAUCUUGAAAUGGCUAGAGGAGGAACUCAUCCAGUUUCCAUGGAAACUCAAGAAUUUUCCUCCAGACUUACAAUAGCCAGUAGAAACAGUCCCUCUUCUCCACUAAAAGAAUUAUCAGGAAAACUAAUGAAAAGUAUAGAACAAGAUGCAGUGAAUACUUUUACCAAAUAUAUAUCUCCAGAUGCUGCUAAACCCAUACCAAUUACAGAAGCAAUGAGAAAUGACAUCAUAGCAAAGAUUUGUGGAGAAGAUGGACAGGUGGAUCCCAAUUGUUUUGUUUUGGCGCAGGCCAUAGUCUUUAAUGCAAUGGAACAAGAGCACUUUAGUGAGUUUCUGCGAAGUCACCAUUUCUGUAAAUACCAGAUUGAAGUGCUGACCAGUGGAACUGUUUACCUGGCUGACAUUCUCUUCUGUGAGUCAGCCCUCUUUUAUUUCUCUGAGUACAUGGAAAAAGAAGAUGCAGUGAAUAUUUUACAAUUCUGGUUGGCAGCAGAUAACUUUCAGUCUCAGCUUGCUGCCAAAAAGGGCCAAUAUGAUGGACAGGAAGCACAGAAUGAUGCCAUGAUUUUAUAUGACAAAUACUUCUCCCUCCAAGCCACACAUCCUCUUGGAUUUGAUGAUGUUGUACGAUUAGAAAUUGAAUCUAAUAUCUGCAGGGAAGGUGGGCCACUCCCUAAUUGUUUUACAACUCCAUUACGUCAGGCCUGGACAACCAUGGAGAAGGUCUUUCUGCCUGGCUUUUUGUCCAGUAAUCUUUAUUAUAAGUAUUUGAAUGAUCUCAUCCAUUCUGUUCGAGGAGAUGAAUUUCUGGGAGGGAGUGUUUCACUGACUGCUCAUGGCUCUGUUAGCCUUCCUGAUGAGUCUCAACCCGGUGGUUCUGACAGUGCCACUUCUCAGUCCAGUGUGAAAAAGGCCAGUAUUAAAAUUUUGAAAAAUUUUGAUGAAGCUAUAAUUGUGGAUGCUGCAAGUCUGGAUCCAGAAUCUUUAUAUCAACGGACAUAUGCAGGAAAGAUGACAUUUGGAAGAGUCAGUGACUUGGGGCAGUUCAUCCGAGAAUCUGAGCCUGAACCUGAUGUAAAGAAAUCAAAAGGAUCUAUGUUCUCACAAGCUAUGAAGAAGUGGGUGCAAGGAAAUACUGAUGAGGCCCAAGAAGAGCUGGCUUGGAGGAUUGCUAAAAUGAUAGUCAGUGAUGUUAUGCAGCAAGCACAGUAUGACCAACCAUUAGAAAAAUCUACAAAGCUAUGAUUCAAGGCCUGAGAUAAAGGAGGUCUUCUUUGGAAAAAGAAGAGAACUUUGUCCUUUGGUUGGAUUCUUCAACACAGCCAGUGAAAACAGAGCACUGUGGUUUUUUUCACUGAUACAUCACUGUUGUUUCCAAGAAAGAAUGGGAGACAAUCCUAGACCAUAAUGCAGAGUAACAUGUAGACACAAAUGAUGCACAUGAUGUUCACACAGUGAGUCGCAAAGAUACAAAAUGGUAUUGUUUACAUUACUAGAAAAUUACUAGUUUUCCAAUGGCAAUAACUCAUUUAUGAAAGAGUCCACUGGAUAGACAGGGACCACAUCUUGUGUGAGGCAGAUAAAUGUAGAGUUGAUAUUUGAUAUACAUUCUUGCAGUGGGAAUCCAUCCCUAGCAGCAUCAUAGAGCAUGUAGCAGAGGUGCUUUAGUUUAUCCUCCUAAAACUAACAUGUGAGUCAGCCCCAUUGAGAGCCAGGCAGCUCUGAGUGGCAGUGUCGGGCUAGAAGCUUGUAAAACAGGUUGAGGAUUCCUUAUGUGGUCUUUCUUCACAGAAGCUUUAAUUUAGAAGGAAGCUGACAAGUCACAGAUCAAGCCUCAGUGACAUGGCCGUUCCUUUUGGUGGUAGCAUACAAUUUUCCACAUUUUACUUGCUCCUGAGAUGCACUAUCCUUAAAAACAGUCUCUCCCCUGCUAAUAAAAGGGCAAAUCUAGUUUACUUUGAACACUAAGAUUUGUUCUUCUGGAUGUUCCAGUUGCUUAACUUCCCCUUCAGAAGAUGUGUGGGAAGAUAAAAAAGUAAAGACCACUCCAGUUUCUCACUUGUAGUACUUUCAACAAAAUGGUUACUCUUAAGAUUGUUUUUAUUUCCCCCCGAUAAGGUGGGGAGAGAAGCACUCAACUUUGUUUGACUGCCUUCUCCAUUCUUUGGUAUAAGUGGGAAGUGUGCAGUUGGUGGCUUUUUUUCCCUGUCUUCUGGACAGUAAGAGACUUGCUUGCUGCACUUCUGCUCAGUCAGUGUUGUGUUGGGUCUGCACAGCCAUCCACAUGGCUACCCAGUUGGUGAGCACACUCCACUGGCCAUGCCGUGCCAGUCCUUCCUUGAUGCAUGUGACUGAGGAGAAAGAAAGUUCUAUUAGGUGUUACUGGUUUUGCUCAGACUUUAAAAAAAAGAAUAUAUGUAUAUAUAAAUAUAUUAUUAUUAAUCACCUCUGUCCUUGAGAAAAUCUUGAAUGAAUAGAGAGUUUAUUCCAUUGCAAUCCUGAUUGUGUAGAGGCACACUGUUUGAAAAGAAGAAGCAAAAAGGCUGUGUAUAAGUUUUUGGUACUAUGUACCACUUCUGUUAUUCUUCUAAAGCUGAAGUAUUCAUGUACUUAAACCAUAUGCUAUUUAAUUGUUUGAUUUUAAAUAUAUAUAUAUAUGAAUUAUAUUUAAAAUUGUGUCAACUUUCUGCUUUCAGGGCAUUGAUGGAUUUUUAUAUAUUGCUCCUUCCUAAUAUAUCCAUACCCAGAACAUGAGCCACUACUGGACUUAGCCUUGUGUUAGCAGUGUAGGCAUAGAACUGAGGUUUUUAAUAUAUAUGUAUAUGAAUAUAUAUGAUUUUAUAUAUAUAUGAUUAUAUACAUAUAGUGAUUGACUCAUUUUGUUCUUUUAACAAAAUAUUUCCAUCCAUUUCACAUUGCUUCACCCUUUAAAUAAGAGAAGAAAAGCAAUAUAAAAGUCAUAGAAUUAAAUACGGUUUUAGGUGAGUCUUGCUGCCACUGCAUGUUUUGAAGUAACAAUUUCUGUAAGACUCUAGGCUAUUUAAACUAGUGGUUUCUGUUGAAAUAAUUUCUAGUCAUUUCUUAGCACACAUUUUGUGCUUCUGAGUUACAGAUACUAGUGUUGUAAUCUCUUAGAAAAUAACAGGUUUGAGACUUGGUCUGGUGUGACCUGUUGUGAAACAUAAAAGCAGUGUGGCCUGAAAUUAUUAGUUAGAUUUAAUAUAUGAUCCAAACUAGAUCCUUGUACUCAUUUUGAAACUUGAAGUGGAUCCAUCGUAACAUUGAGCACUCAUUUGUGUUCCAGGUGCCAUGUAGGUUACCCACAAAAUGUGAUUCUCUGGUGAGUUCUUUAUAAGGUCAAGGAAUCAUCUGAACACUUUAUCCUUAUCAUAUCAUUGACAUCAACAUAAAUUGUUUAAAAAGUAAAAUAUUAAUGAGAAAGUGAUAACUUUUUUUAACUUGAUGUGUCUUUAUCACCCCUGUAAGAUUUGAUGAGUAUAAAGCAAAUAUUAACCAAAUCUAGUGAUGAGCAAUAGAACAGGGAGGAAAUUUUUGGUAACUUUUUCUAUUUGGGUUUCAGUAUUCAGCAGAGCUUUAUGAAAUACAAGUGGUUUACAGUACUAGAGCUUUGACUAGUUCAGUAGAAAUUUGGAGGGGAACGUCAUUCUGAAUUAUAAAAAAUUAUAAACUUCAUUGUUGUUUUAUUUAAGUACUGAGAGCUAAGCACUUGGUGAAACAGCUGAUUUCUCUAACAACACGGUUUGGGGAUUUGCCUGACUCAACAAUAAUUCCUCCCACACACUCCUGUAAGAGUGAAGGCCAUAUUUGUGCACAGUGACCCUUUUUCUCUCACCGUCUCCCCUACCUUCCAGUUGAUUGGACCAGGGUAGGACUGAUUUUAAAAGGCUCAAGGCAGUUCUUUAUCUUAAGAAUUCUCCAUGAGGGGGCCGUGGCUUUAGCUCAGUGGUUCUGCCACCUGCCUCACAAGUGCAAGGACCCGAGUUCGAUCCCUGGUACCAAAACAAAAGAAUUCUGCAUGAGGAUGAGAAGCUACCAGUCACCAUCUGGGAUGAUGCCUUUGAUGGGCCACCCACAGAGGCAGGAGCUGGCACUUUGUGGACAAGCAUGAGAGAGCGGCUAACUUGGUAACCCUGAGGACUCCCUUGGUCUUGGCAUCCAGUCCUGCAUCCUUGCCUUGGCCUUCACUCAUCCCUCAGGUAUUCAUCGAAUGAAUCUUGAUUUUUAAAAAUCACCCCAAAGUGAAUUUUUAUUACAUGCAACCAAAAGGACCUUGACUAAAGAGCUGCCACACUGCUCUAAUUCCUAGUGAUGAUAUAUGCUCCACCCAUGUGCAAAAUACUGCUGAAUUCUGGAGAAUUUUUCUCCACUAAAUCUUUGGUCAUUUUUUGUGUUCCCUCAAAAUGGAAUCCUACCCUAAUGGAACUCCCCUCAGGUAUUCAGAAGACUGAGGAAAGAUGUCGAUUCAAGGUCAACCUAGGGAACUUAUUGAGACCCUGUCUCAAAAUAGGAAAAAAAAAAAAAACAGCUGGGGAUAUAGCUCAGGGGUUCUUGGGGUCAAUUUCCAAUAUAGGAGAGGGGAAAGGAGAGAACACCCUCCUUUUUAUAGUGAAUAAUCAUUCAGGUCCUCUUUAUGCUUACCACUUUCUACUGAAGGGUAAACAUGAUCCCCACUCUUAUCAGUACAAUAAACCCAGAAAUAGAAGGAAUUUCAGUUACUGAGUAACCAAAGUUUAAAAUGGGAGGAGGGGUUAACUAUUAUAAAAUCUAUAAAUGCUAACCACUUCCAUGUACUAAGCCAGAUCUCCGGCCUUUGGCUGGAGCCAUAAAGUAUAGAAUAAACCUCAGUAAAUCCUUCAAGAUUACAAACUUGGCGAUGGGGUUGGGAGGUGCUCACACUAACAGUUGACCUCCGAGUCCCUUUCAGGUGGGCACUGAGGAAGCCUCUCUGCUUGAACAAACUUGGGAAUAUCUCAGAGCAGGGGAAAGGAUACUGUGGAUUCUGGACAGGUGGGAUGCUGAGGAAGGGGAUUGGAGGGUAUUGGUGUUAGUAGAGUUCCUGAGGACAUUCAUGUUCAGGAACAGUUUCUACUAUCUACCUGGCACAGAGGAAAGCAAAUAUUCUUGGAUGAUUUUAUGCAAACAAGUAUUUCUUUGGUUUGUUGCUUUCAAACUCCCUGCCUCUGGUGCAGUCAGAAUGCCACAGAACUUACCUGGAAUCAGUGAGCCUCUUGCCUAAGGGUGGUGGUGCAUCCACAACUACUUCACACCACUGAGGCAUCUGUGGGACUGGGCCCUUAGGUAUCCCUGAGCACAGGGUAUGAGCCCAGGCUGAAACAGGUGGAUCCUUUUUGCCCAGUCUGUCUAUGAUGAGUGGCCAUGGAACAUAGAAAGGAACUGAGAUUUGCAAGGAGCAAGUGAGACAUGAAGAUUGUGCCAAUUAUGGCAUUUCCUCAGGCUUUAGAUUUCUAAGUCUUCUCUUGAAUGUGCCCUUCAGCUCAUCCCUAAAUGACCCUAAGCUGUUCUCUGCAUCAUGGUAAGAACUCCUCAUGCCAUACAACAGGCUCUAACUGAAACACCUGGCAAGGCCGUGGAUUUAGCUCAGUGGUUUCACCGCCUGCUGCACAAGUGCAAGGAUCAGAGUUCGAUCCCUGAUACCAAAAAAAAAAAAAACAAAAACAACGCCUGGCUAGCACUUAACCCUUCAGACUAAGCAUAGCUCGAAGUGGUGAGUCGAAGCUCAGAACCUCACCAAAGCCCCAAGAGGCCCACCCAGAUUUUAGCUUUCCCUCUCUUACCAGGCAGCAACCAUUGUUCCUUUAAUUACAAAACUAUUGGUUUAAUAAAUAUUCACCCUGUGAAUGUCAGGCACUAUUUAUAGUACAAGGACACAGGAAGGAAUAAAACUUGCAGGCCUCUUAGAGCUACUGAGGAGGAGUUGGAAAUUAGAAAUUGCAUCUAAAAUAUAUGUUGGGCUGGAGAUGUCACUUAGUGGGAGAGUGCAUAAUUUAGGAUAUAUGAAACCCCAAGUUCAAUAAUACUAAAAAAGUAAUAAAAUAUGUUGUGGUAUUUUUUGUUCGGGAUAGCCUUUUGAGCCUAUGAUGUAACCCUUUUACACCUAUUCCCCAUGGCUACUGAAAAUCAUCAGGUUCCUGCUGAGCUAAUAGGGAGAAUGUAGUUUGGAGAGAGUGGGACAGAGGAACUGAGGAGGCAUUACCCUCCUUCGCCCUCCCAGCCUCAACCUUCCACAAGGACCAGUUGCUGUGUCACUCCAUUUACUCGACACACUUAGGUGUUGAUCAAAGAGUCAGCAUCUUGACGUGAGUCCAUCAAAGCUAGUAUCUCUCUGAGUAAGACAAAAGUAUAGAAAAGGUCACAGGAUCAGUCUUAGCUCUCUGCAGAGCUUUGGUGCAUGUUAAUUCUUAGAGCAAGGAAACUAAUACAAGUUUAUGUGCAUGUGAUAUAAAAUCAUGGCCUUAGAAAAACAGCGAGGUUUUAAGCUAAUUUCAUGAAGUGAUGGGCUUCUUGUGAGUUCUACUUUAAUGAUAAUAAUAACCACCAUAAUUGAGUACUUACCAUGUGCUAGGCACUAUCUUAUCUGAUCCGUAUAACACUCUCACAAGGUUAAGUGCUUGUUUUUUCCUGUCUUAUAAAUGAGGCUUACCAGGUAAAGGAAUUUCUCUAGGAUCUCAUAGCUAAGAAUCAAACCCAAGCAGCAAGGGUGCUGCUUAUCCACUAUUGUGUCAGACUCUAAUGUUUGUUCCUCUUUCUUUCAUUUUGCCCCUGGUCAGUAUUUACCACAGACUAGUACAGCAGAUACCAGAGGCUUAAGAAAAAAUUAGGGAGUUGUGGCUUUAAAAUGUAAAACAUCCCAUCUAUUACCUUAAAGCAGUAGUUUUUUUAUUUUUAUACACAUCUGGAUCUCCUGAAAAACUUGUUAAAACACAGUUCCUGAUUGAGGAAAUCUGGGGUGGCAUUAGAAUUUGCACUUUUAACAAAUUCCCAGAUGAUAAUGUUGAUGCUGUAGUAAUCAGUACUUGUUAUUUUCCCAGCCUUAGCUGCAGACAGGGCCCAUGGCAUAUUCUUCCAGGGCUGAGGCUUCAGGCUGCCAGGAUAACACCCUAGGUCCCCAUGUAACCCUUUGCACAAAUCCUGUCUGGUCCAUUUCCUUCCAGUUUGUCUCCCAAAUCCUUGAUUCCACUUGACCUGAGAUCCUGACCAUGCCUUUCUUGACCUAUUUCUCCUUUGCUAAUCACCUUUCCAAGUCCCUCCCAUAGGAUGCUCUUAAUACUACUUCCUUUUCUUUUCCUUCUUCAUCUUGCUCUCAGGUCCUUCCUCCUGCACCUGUUUGCCAAGCCUGUUAUAUGCCUGUUCUAGCUGCUAGGGAAUACAGCAAUGUCCAGGGCAGACAUACUACCUACUUUCCUUGCAGUCUUGAACAUGUAAUGACAAGUCACUGUGAUGAGUACUAUGAGAGAAAGAAACCUGUUGGGGGCAAUUUAGGGGGACUUUCCCCCUCCCUCUUCCUGGCCAUUUCAGUUUUUCUCCAGGACCUCCCCAUUCUGCACAUCUGUUUUCCUCAGAAUACCGUUUUUCUUGGGGCUGGGGAUGUAGCUCAGUGACGCUGUGCCUGCCUGGCAAGUGCAAGGUCCUGAGUUUGAUCCUCGGUAUGGGAUGUGUGUGGAGGGGUGCAAUUUCUUCACAGGCCUGACACAUGUAGGCCUCUCCCAACCCCCAGUCUCCCCAGUUAGACAAGGAUACAGGUUAGCCUUGUCCACAAGCUCCUGGGCAGGACUUUGCUCCACAUCCUCAUUCAACCCUUGUUACCUUGGGAGGCUGUCCCCUCCUAUCAGCUUUCUUCAUUCCAUUCCCACUCCAGGAAACAUUGCUGGCCAUGAUGAUCUGCCCAAAACCUAGCCUCCAACUUUGGUCUCUUGGUAUUUCACUCACCAGUCAUCCCCAUAACUGGUUGGUUGUCAUUUCUUGCAACUGUUCUACCUCUGACUGCUCCUCACACAUUUUAGUCUACCAGCCUCAAGCAAGACAAGUUUUUUAUGGUUAUGGUUUCUCCUAUUGGAAUGAGUUAAAAAAAGGGAAGGAGGGCCGGGGAUUUAGCUCAGUGGUUUCACCACCUGCUCUGUAACCGCAAGGACCCGAGUUUGAUCCCUAGUACCAAAAAGAAAAAAAAAAAGAAGGGAAGGAAAAUAGUCAUUAUUCUAUGAAGAUAUUCCCUCAUACUUCAAGAGUAAGGUUUUGCAAACUAGCCUUUCAAAGAGCAAUUCAAAAGCAAUAAGCUCGUGGUUCUAUUGUAAGGAUUAGAAACGUAUACCUACAUGAUAAACUGGGGCUGAAGGAAGAUGGUCCUAAUGAGACAGUUUUAUCAAGCUUUCCAGCAAGAGUGCCAGGCCUGUAGUUUGAAAGUGUUGCAUUUCAGGCUUCGGGUGUAGUUUAGUGAUAUAGUGCUUGCCUAGCAUGUAUAAAGAUCUGGGUUUGAUCCUCAGCAUUGCCAAAAAAGAAAGUGCUGCCUCUCAAACAAAUUAGACUUCAAGAAAGUCUGGCUGUAGAUAUCAUGAAGACAUUGGUACGUAAGAUGCUUGUGGAGAAUUUGAAUAAAAUUGUUACUUGAAAUGUGCAAAGGGAAAAAAGCAAUAUCUUGUUUUAUUGUAUUAUUGUAAUACUGUUAUUUUAAAUAAGCGUGUGUCACUAAAUAAAUUAGAUAUUAUAAGUAGA
Molecule: messenger RNA, 9655 nt
Organism: Heterocephalus glaber (naked mole-rat)
Lineage: Eukaryota; Metazoa; Chordata; Mammalia; Rodentia; Bathyergidae
Gene: Akap10
Product: A-kinase anchoring protein 10
Biological process (GO): intracellular protein localization
Cellular component (GO): plasma membrane; mitochondrion
Molecular function (GO): protein kinase A binding
Source: RefSeq, a predicted model, not a curated record